This is a messenger RNA of Pyrus x bretschneideri (Chinese white pear), 7677 nucleotides long. Its product is annotated as transcription initiation factor TFIID subunit 1. The coding region runs from base 1644 to 7343 and encodes 1899 amino acids. The record is from RefSeq and is a predicted model, not a curated record. Gene Ontology annotation, cellular component: transcription factor TFIID complex. Gene Ontology annotation, biological process: transcription by RNA polymerase II; RNA polymerase II preinitiation complex assembly. Lineage: Eukaryota; Viridiplantae; Streptophyta; Magnoliopsida; Rosales; Rosaceae. The transcript is spliced from 29 exons. Gene Ontology annotation, molecular function: RNA polymerase II general transcription initiation factor binding; TBP-class protein binding; histone acetyltransferase activity.
GAUUCUGCCCCUGGAAUUUUCCUUCGGUUGUUAUUCUCUUUGGUUUUUGGGGCACCGAAAUGCCGCUUUUGCCCAUUGCUUCCACGCGUCUGUCAUCGAUGGAAUCCUCCAUUUGGACUCUGUGUUCUCGAUUUUUCUUUUGCUUUCCGUUGCUUUGGCUGAAAAAUCUGGGGAUGUUACACCUGCUCCCUUGCUAUUCUUUUCCUCUUCUGGACUCUUCUUUUCCAUCGACUUCUUUGUCACUAUCUCGCAACCAUCUACAACACUGAUUCACCCUCCAUUUCUCCCGCUUAGCAAAAGAAAAUCAAAGGGGUUCACCUCCGUGGGUUCUUUCUUCUUUUCUUCCACCUCUUCCUUCGCUGAAGCAACUAAAAAUCAAAAACCUACUUGCGGCUUCUUCCUCCCGAUUUUGGAGCUUCUCUUUCUCUCUCUCCCCUCCAUUGAAGCACCUCCAUACACAGAUUUGGUUUUCUGUUUGAGCACCGGUUGUUUUUGCAUCACUGGGAAGUUAAUUUUCUACAACUGAGAGUUUUCCUGGCUAAGAGGAUAUUUUGCGGUUUGGUUCCUUGCUUGGUCAGUCUCAGAUUUACCGACGGUUCCAACGGUCCUGUUAUUUUUUGGAAAAUCAGGAAUUUGAACAUCAGCUUGCGACUUCGCCGUCGAUUUGAACGCCAGCAGCUUUGAUGCAGUCCUUGGAGACACCCCUGCCUCUUUUGCCAUAGUGGAAUUCUUUGCUCACUGGUCAGCUUUUCUAAUUUCUAUGUAAACCAUUGAUUUUAUUUGGGAAAUAAAUGGAACCCCUUAUGUUUUUGCUUAAAGUAUUGAUCUUUGAGUGUUACUCAGUAGAUAUUAGAUCGAUUGGAGGCUACCCAUUUGAAAAAGAAGAGAGAUCACAUGGAUGAUGGAUCAUGUGAGGUUCUCCAAUUAUUUGAGAUCACAUGGAAAUAUUUAAGUUGUCAUAACUAAAAUGACCUGAAAGCUUAUUGAGAAUUGUUGUAAUUUGCUUUUCGUUGUAGCGUUACUUUCUUAAACUGAUUAGAGCUAAAGAUUGCUAAUUCCAUAGCAUUCAGUGCAUAUGCUUAUUAAUGUCUGUUUGUUAUCUUAGAGGCAUAUGGUGAUUUAGUUGCACCCUGCACAUGUGCAGCUGAAGGCUGACCCCAAAUUGUUCCCCCUGAAAUGAUGUUGUGCUUAUUUGUAAAUUUUGUUGCUCAUCUGCAAUUCACCUUUUGUCUCUUGAUAUCUUUUACAGGUGCAAAACACCAUAGAGUAUUUAAACAUCAUCGGGGCCUUGGAUGAGAAUGAGAAUCUGACUGUUUUCGAUAUUUCAGAAUUUCCGAAAGCAGGUGUGGUUUGAUCAAUUAAGACCUACCUGAUUUACAGAGGUCUGAUUAGAGUUUGGGAUUUCUGGGUUGUGGCUGGGGUUUUGGCUGAUUUACACCUUUUUUCAAGGGUGGCGUCUUUGCAGCCCGCUGUGGAACAAGUGUGAUCCAACUAAGAAAUUUUGUGCCCAUCUUGGGUUCACUUCGAACUUGGUUGAGACCGAUCUAAUCCGGCGUUUCCAGAUUCGGGAAACCGUCCCUUUCAGAUUUUUGGAUUUUCGAUUCUGAUUCUUGGAACUCUCUGUGCUAAAGUGCUGUUACAACAUGGGUGGUGAUUCAUAUGAUGGUUCUCAAGAUGGAAGGGAUGAAGAUGAUGAGGAAGAAUACGAGGACGUUGGUAAGGGUAGUCGAUUUCUUGGAUUUAUGUUUGGCAAUGUCAAUGACUCUGGUGGGCUUGAUGCUGAUUACCUUGAUGAGGAUGCAAAAGAACAUCUUGCUGCACUUGCUGACAAGCUGGGUCCAUCGUUAACAGGCAUAAAUCUGUCAGUAAAAUCACCACAAACAUCAACUGAUGCUGUUGAAGAAGAUUAUGAAGAGAAGGCUGAAAAUGCAGUUAAUUAUUUUGAUAUUGAUGAGGAUUUUGAGGGACCAGAGAUUCAAGCUGCUACUGAGGAGGACCAUUUGUUGCCAAGAAAGGAAUAUUUUUCUGCUCAAGGUUCAUUGGCUACUUUGGAGCCCACAAAUUCUAUGUUUGAUGAUGAAGAUUAUGAUGAAGAAAUUGAACAGGAACAUGAGGUGGUUGAAAACAACAUAGAUGUUCAAACUAUCUCUUUACCAGGGGUUUCUACUGCAGAAAAAUAUUCUGAGGAUGAUUGUCAAAUUGGGGGUCUGGACUCUGAAAAUUUGGCUGCUCGUGCAGAAGAGUUUCAGGAAGUGCUUACAGAUAAAAGUGCCACACCGCUGCCAGUUCUAUGCAUAGAAGAUGGAAAGGUGAUACUACGGUUCUCAGAAAUCUUUGGUAUUCAUGUGCCCUUGAAGAAGGCGGAGAAAAGAGAUCAUAGGUACUCUGUUCCUAAAGAUAGGUACAAAUCCAUGGAUGUUUCUGAGAUUGUUGAAGAGGAUGAAGAGUCAUUCUUAAAAGGAUCUGGUCAAGGAUUUCAAUCUUUGAAACAGGCAGAUGCACUCAAACAUGACAUUUUUUCAGCACUCUAUGAUGAAGACUCAGACUUCGCAAAGUUUCGUGUUCUAAAAGGGGCAAAUUCAGUGGAUCUGCUGGAUGACAGGGCAAUAAAGGACUCUUGUCUCAUUGCGGAACCAAUGAAAGAGAAUCAAAUAGUAGAUAUUUCUGUGGAAAGUCAAUCACCUUUGUGUUCAAAAUUUUAUCCUCUUGAUCAACAAGACUGGGAAGAGGGAAUUGUUUGGGGAAAUUCUCCUAUAGCAAGUGACAAUUCUGUUGAGAGUUGUGAAAUUUCGGGACCUGAUGAAGCUUCAUUUAAUAGUGAAACAGAACCUUAUAGUGGGACACAAAAUAUUCAGUUAGAGCCCAAAAAAGAACCUGAUGAGAAGGAUCACGCUGUUAUGCUGCGUAGCUCAUGUCUAUUGGAGCCUUUUGGCUCAAGAAACUCAUCAGAAAUUUCAUCUCUUCCUUUCUCGGAAAGCAGACGCCAUCCCCAACUUUUAAGGCUAGAAUCUAGAUUUGAAGUGGAUGACCAUGCUGAUGGUGCAAUGGAGAGUGUCAGUAAGAAGCUUCAUCAGAGUGACGCUGUGAGGCAAUUUAGUAAACUCACUUCACAGAACAGAGACAUGCUGGAAGGAUCUUGGUUAGACCAGAUAAUAUGGGACCCAGAUAUGCCUACUGGGAAGUCAAAGCUUAUCCUUGAUCUUCAAGAUGAGCAAAUGCUUUUUGAGAUUUUGGAUAACAAGGAAAGUGAACAUCUCAGGCUUCAUUCCGGGGCCAUGAUUGUGACUCGCCCAAUAAAGUCAAGUAAUGGGGAUUCUUUUGAGUUUCCAGGUCAUGGAGGUCAAUCUGGGUGGCGAUAUGUUUCUAAUGAUAAACACUAUUCAAAUAGGAAAACUUCUCAGCAACUGAAAUCAAAUUCUAAAAAACGCACAGCGCAGGGCAUAAAGAUUUAUCAUUCACAACCUGCAAUGAUGUUACAGACAAUGAAACUGAGGUUAAGCAACAAGGAUGUAGCAAAUUUUCACCGACCAAAAUCUUUAUGGUAUCCUCAUGACAAUGAAGUGGCUGUAAAAGAGCGAGGAAAGCUCCCCACGCAAGGACCAAUGAAAAUUAUUGUUAAAAGCUUGGGUGGCAAAGGAAGUAAGCUUCAUGUGGAUGCUGAGGAAACAAUAUCUUCUGUUAAAGCAAAAGCUUCAAAGAAGUUAGAUUUUAAGCCAUCCGAAACAGUGAAGAUGUUCUAUUUAGGGAAGGAACUUGAAGAUGAUAAAUCUCUUACUGCCCAGAAUGUUCAACCAAAUUCUUUGCUUCAUCUUGUUCGCACAAAAAUAUAUUUGUUGCCACGAGCACAAAAGAUUCCUGGUGAAAAUAAAUCGUUGCGGCCUCCUGGAGCAUUUAAGAAGAAAUCUGAUCUUUCUGUGAAAGAUGGUCAUGUCUUCCUAAUGGAGUACUGUGAAGAAAGACCUUUACUUUUGAGCAAUGCUGGUAUGGGUGCAAGAUUAUGUACUUAUUACCAAAAAUCAGCCCCAGAUGAUCAAACUGCUUCUUUGUUACGCAAUGAUAACAACAGUUUGGGACAUGUCAUUUCACUAAAUCCAGCUGAUAAAUCACCUUUUCUUGGAGAUACAAAAGCUGGUUGCAGUCAGUCAUCUCUUGAAACAAAUAUGUAUAGAGCACCUGUAUUUUCUCAUAAGGUGCCCUCAACUGAUUAUUUGUUAGUUCGUUCUGCAAAGGGGAAGCUUUCAAUUAGACGUAUUGACCGCCUAAAUGUUGUUGGGCAACAGGAACCACUCAUGGAUGUAAUGUCUCCGGGAACUAAGAAUCUUCAAAAUUAUAUGAUCAAUAGGCUUCUUGUCUAUAUCUGCCGAGAGUUCCGUGCUGCCGAAAAGCGCCAUUUGCUUCCUUGUAUCCGCGCAGAUGAGUUACCUUCACAAUUUCCUUAUCUAUCUGAACCCUUUAUUCGGAAGAAGCUGAAGGAACAUGCAAAUUUCCAGAGAGCAUCAAAUGGACAAGUUAUGUGGGUUAAGAAACGCAACUUCCGGAUUUUGUCGGAGGAUGAAUUAAGGAAUUUGGUGAAACCAGAAGAGGUGUGCGCCUAUGAAAGCAUGCAAGCUGGUCUUUACCGGCUCAAACAUUUGGGAAUUACUGAAACACAUCCGUCUGCCAUAUCUUCUGCAAUGAGUCGUCUCCCUGAUGAAGCAAUUACUCUGGCUGCUGCAUCGCACAUUGAAAGAGAACUGCAGAUCACUCCAUGGAACUUGAGUAGCAACUUUGUAACUUGUACACAGGGAAAAGACAAUAUUGAGCGUUUGGAAAUAUCUGGUGUUGGUGAUCCAUCUAGCCGGGGCCUAGGUUUCAGUUAUGUUCGUGCUGCUCCAAAACCAUCAAUGUCAAGUGCAGUCGUGAAGAAAAAAUCUGCUGCUGGUCGAGGAGGUUCCACUGUUACUGGAACAGAUGCUGAUCUACGCAGAUUAAGCAUGGAGGCUGCACGAGAGGUUCUUCUUAAAUUUGGCGUUUCUGAUGAGCUGAUUGCGAGGCAGACUAGAUGGCAUCGUAUUGCGAUGAUACGCAAGCUUUCAAGUGAGCAAGCUGCAUCUGGGGUUAAAGUUGAUGCAAACACUAUCAGUAAAUAUGCACGUGGCCAGCGUAUGUCCUUCCUUCAGCUGCAGCAGCAGAACCGGGAGAAGUGUCAAGAAAUUUGGGAUCGUCAAGUGCAGAGUCUUUCAGCUAUAGAUGGGGAAGAAAAUGAGAGUGACUCUGAAGGAAAUAAUAGCGAUCUAGAUUCCUUUGCUGGGGAUUUAGAAAAUCUGCUUGAUGCAGAAGAAUGUGAAGAAGGGCUAGGUGGUGAUCAUGAAUCCAACCAUGAUAAAUCAGAUGGUGUUAAAGGGCUUAAAAUGAGAAGGCGCCCUUCCUUGGCUCAGGCAGAAGAGGAAAUUGAAGAUGAAGCAGCUGAAGCAGCUGAGUUAUGCAGGUUGCUCAUGGAUGAUGAUGAAACUGAGAGGAAAAAGAAGAAGAAAACAAGAGUUUUGGGGGAUGAAGUUGGGCUGGCUCCUGGCUUGCGAACAAGUUAUAUCUUAGAAAAUGCAGAUAGGGGAAAAAAAAUAAUUGCUGCUGUACAACCUGAUGGAUUCUAUACUCCAAAAGAUAAUCCAGUCGGAGAUGCGAAAGUGGUGGAAAAUCUUCUUAAAAGAAACAAGAUUGGAAAACUAAAGGGAAUGAAAAAGAGUGAUACUACACAUAUGGGUCUGAUGAACAAGAAACUAAAAAUAUCAGGAGACGGUGUCAAGAGUACUUUUAAGGAGAAGAAAUCAGCACGAGAGAAAUUUAUCUGUGGAGCCUGUGGUCAGCUUGGACACAUGAGGACAAACAAGCAUUGCCCCAAGUAUGGAUACGGAGAAGAUCAGGAAACACAGAAUGAUACUCCAGACCUGGAUAAAUCAUCUGGAAAGGCAACUGCUCUGAAUUCAUCUAGUCAGUCUCAACAGAAAACUACUACAAAGAAGCUGGUACCUAAAAGUGCAACUAAAAUUGCUGUGGUUGAUGCUUCGGAGGCUGAAAACCUUGGUCCGAGCACAAAGGUUCUUCCAUUGAAAUUCAAAUGUGGGUCAACUGAAAAGCUUCCUGAUAAACAGCCUCUUGGAGAGACAGAGAGUUCUGAGCGGGUCACAUCUGAUCCCGAAAAUGGGAAGCCCACUAUGAAGGUGCACAAAAUAAUAAUUUCGAACAAGAUGAAACCUGAAAAUGUACCUGUUGAAUCUCAGAAGCCCCCUAUUGUGAUGCGACCUCUGACAGAUACAGAUAGGGGUUAUGUUGAAUCACAGAAGCAAACUAUUGUUAUACGGCCACCAGCAAAUACUGAUAGAGAGCAGGGGGAAUCUCAAAAGCUCUCAGUUGCUAAACGGUCGUCAAUGGAGGCAAAGAGAGAGCAACAUCACAAGAAAAUUAUAAUUAAACGUCCAAAAGAAAUUAUUGAUAUAGAUCAGAUCAGUCAGGAUGGGGGAACUCCUGUUGAACACAGGAAAACUAAAAGAAUUGUUGAAUUGACAAGUUCUGAAAAGCACAGGAAGCAGGAGAACGUGUAUUUGGCUAAGGAAGCAGCAAACAAGAAGGCUAGAGAUGAAAGGAGAUUACGAGAGGAGCAAGAGAAACGGAUAAAUGAAGACAGAUUGAGAGAAGAGAGGGCCAGGAGGCUUUAUGAAGAGGAAAUGAGGAUGAUAGAGGAGCGAGAAAGACUAGCAGAGCUUAGAAAAUAUGAAGCAUUACUCAGACAAGAGAGGGAGGAAGAAGAACGCCAGAAAGCAAAGAACAAAAUGAAGAAGAAAAGGUCUGAGAUAAGAGAUGAUUAUUUAGAUGACUCACGAGCACGAAGAUUAGACAAAAGGAUGCCAGAAAGAGAUCGGGGUGCAAAAAGGAGGCCAGUUGUUGAAUUGGGAAGGCAUGGUGGAGAAUCUACCCCAGCAACAAAGCGCCGUAGAGGGGGCGAGGUCGGUCUGGCAAACAUCUUAGAGCGUAUUGUAGAAACCCUCAAAGAUCGAAUUGAAGUAUCAUAUCUUUUUCUGAAACCUGUAUCCAAAAAGGAAGCUCCUGAUUACUUGGACAUCAUAGAGCGCCCCAUGGAUCUGUCUACAAUCAAGGAGAAGGUGAGGAAAAUGGAGUACAAGAGCAGGGAGCAAUUCAGGCACGACGUGUGGCAGAUUACUUAUAAUGCCCACAGAUAUAACGAUGGACGCAACCCAGGCAUACCUCCCCUUGCAGAUCAGCUCUUAGAGCUUUGUGACUAUAUGUUGGUUGAGAACGACGAAAGCUUGACUGAAGCUGAAGCGGGCAUUGAAUAUGUAGAUAUCUAGAUAAAUUGAUUCUAAUUUAUAUCGGCCAUUUCUUUAUUUUGUGAGAAAAAAAGCCUCAGUUUUGCUGGAGCAUUUUUUUUAGGUGUUGGGGAAUGGGGCUCAAAUGACGGCUUUGACUUCGUCUCAUGUCAGGAGGGAUCGAUGAAAGAAACAGUUGCCCUCCGAGUGCUCGGUAAAUUUGUGAUUGCCAGUUGAAAUCUGUGUUUAUGUUGUUCAGUAGCAUUUGGUUGCGAAAUUGUAUUAGUUGUACAGUGCAAUGCUUAAAAUUUACAAUGAUGUAUCGGUACUUCCUUUGAAAUGUCGGUCUUUAGAGUGCCGGAUUCCGGCUUGUACA